Lepisosteus oculatus (spotted gar) is the source of this 5976-nucleotide messenger RNA. It is a transcript of the gene cavin1a, whose product is annotated as caveolae associated protein 1a. Gene Ontology annotation, cellular component: cytoplasm; caveola. Gene Ontology annotation, molecular function: rRNA primary transcript binding. Lineage: Eukaryota; Metazoa; Chordata; Actinopteri; Semionotiformes; Lepisosteidae. Gene Ontology annotation, biological process: transcription initiation at RNA polymerase I promoter; termination of RNA polymerase I transcription. The record is from RefSeq and is a predicted model, not a curated record.
AUCAGCUUGAAGGGACGGCUUGGCACAGCGGUGGCAUUCGAGCCCGAGCGCACAUGCUGUAAGUGAGAGAGCAGCUCUCCGCUCGCCGUUUCUCUGGCCCGCGUCCCGGGGUGAAGAAGACAGGAGGGAGAAAAGAGAAGAAGGGAAGAGAAAGAGGGAAAGAGAGAGAGAGAGGGAGAAGAAAGAGAAGGAAGAAAAAAAGAGAGGAGGCAAACCAAGGGGAAGGAAGACCUUGAAUCGAGGUGGCACCUGGAGAGAAGGGGUUGAUUCGGAUUUGAAACUCGGCUGCUGCUCCUGUAGAUUUUUUCUCUGCGCUCCCCCCCCUACACCCCGAGAUCGACAGCCAUGGCCGAUUCUAGCCUGGACCUGGAGCGCGUGGCCCUGACGGACCUCUCGGACGACGAGGCGGCCGGCGACGAGCCGGCUUCGAAGGCGGACCAGCAGGUGAACGGGGUGAUGGUCCUGACCCUGCUGGACAAGAUCAUCGGGGCGGUGGACCAGAUCCAGCAGACCCAGAACAGCCUGGAGCAGCGGCAGCAGGAGAUGGAGGGGGCCGUGACGGGCAUCCAGAGCGAGCUGACCAAGCUGGCCAAGAGCCACACCACCACCAGCAACACCGUCAACAAGAUGCUGGAGAAGGUGCGCAAGGUGAGCAUCAACGUCAAGACCGUCCGGCAGAACCUGGAGAAGCAGGCGGGCCAGAUCAAGCGGCUGGAGAGCAACGAAGCGGAGCUGCUCAAGAGGCGCAACUUCAAAGUCAUGAUCUACCAGGACGAAGUGAAGGUCCCGUCCAAGGUGAGCGUCUCCAAGUCGCUGAAGGAGCUGGAGCGAGUGCCCGAGGAGGGCGAGGAGGCGGAGCCGCAGGCGGAGGAGCAGGGGGGCGGAGAGGGGGGGCUGGCGCUGUCCUCGGACGAGGAGGUGGAGAUCGAGGAGAUCAUCGAGGAGUCCCGGGCGGAGCGCAUCAAGCGCAGCAGCAUGCGGCGCGUGGACGACUUCAAGAAGGCCUUCUCCAAGGAGAAGAUGGAGAAGACCCGGCAGAAGACACGGGACAACCUGGAGAAGACCCGGCAGAAGACCAAGGAGAACCUGGAGAAGACCCGGCACAACAUCGAGAAGAAGAUGAACAAGCUGGGGACGCGCAUCGUCAACACCGAGCGCAAGGAGAAGAUGAAGUCCUCCCGGGAGAAGAUCAAGAAGUCCUUCACCCCCGACCACACGGUCUACGCCCGCUCCAAGACCGCCGUCUACAAGGUGCCCCCCUUCACCUUCCACGUGAAGAAGAUCCGCGAGGGCGAGGCGGAGAGGCAGGGCACAGAGCUGAUGGAGGUGUCCCAGGAGGAGGAGGUGGACGGCGGCGAGCUGCUGAGCGAAGACAACCCUGAGAUGCAGACGCUGCUGGAGGCCGCGGAAGACACGGAACUGGUCCUGGUGGAGAGGAGCCGGAUCCGGGAGGACAGCGACUAGGACCUGGAAAGACUCGGACUUCCAAACUGCGCGGACGGGACUGCGAGCUCUCGGAACACAGGAGAACGGGCGGGGGCAGGCUGGGAUCUCCUUGGUAUCAUUGUCUUUAGCCGCAGUUUUGUUAUCAGUGCUGUAAUAAUUUUCUAAACCCAAAAGCCCCUAACCUCACCUUUCCUAGCCUAGCACCGCAGAAGCACAGGGGACACGUUCAGACUGUAAUCUUUUCUUCUUCCCUCUACGCUUCCUGUUUUUUUAAGCCUUUUUUGUGUUUUUUCUUUUUUUAUAAGCAACAUUAUCAUAAUAAAGGCAAAAGUGUACUGCAAGCCCCCUCAGCAUAUCCCAGAUUCUGUAAAACAUUUUCUAACGUCAUCAGAGGUGAGCUGGAGUUCACAAGGAGACAGGACUCUUCCAUUUUGUGCUGUUGUUCUUUGAAAUAUUAGAUUGAUAAACUGAAGCGUUCUGUCACACAGUGAAAAUAAUACCUGUGGGUAUUACAAAGCUGGUUCAGUCAAUGCGGCUGACAUCAGAAGCACUAAUUGUGUGAGCUGCUGAUGUCUGAAUGAAUCCCUUUGACAGGCAUAUUUGGAAAAGUUCUGUAAUCCUAGAAUGUGGAGAUAUAUAUCAGUCGGUUAAGAAGAAGAAGAAGAAAAAAGCAGUAGAGAAUUCCACAUUUUCCCUUGGUUUUAAACAACCAGUAGACAGAUGGUCUUAGAUAUUUAGUUAUUGCUCCCACAGAGCAGCCCAUACAGUUCCCUAAAAGUAAAACAGUUCUUUUUGUGGGAAAAUACUAUUUUUUUAUGAGAGCAAUUGGAUGAAUCCUGUGUAACUGCAAUGUGGGUUUAAAACAUCAGUGUUGAGGAUUUCAUGGCUGACAGACCAACAUUCUCAAAGAGAAUACACCCCCCUCCUUUUUGAGAGACUACUACCCACUGUCCUUCAUUAGCAAUAUGAGAGUGUAUAAUGUCCUGAAUUGAUGACAGACAUCAUCAUUUUUCAUUCAGAGAGGCCUUCCUUUUUUAGGUUUCUUAUUACACAUUAUUUUGUUUAACCUCAAACAAGCAACAGAUUUUUUUAAAUACACAGCAUGCUUUUAAAGUUAUAGUAAUCAAGGUAUAUUGUAAGAGCAGUGCUGCGUACAGCAAUGAAAUGUGGUACACAUAGACCAGGACCAUAGGGCACAUGCUCUGAUGGACCUUGAUAGUUGACGCUGGACAGCUUUGUGUAGGUCUGUAAAUGGUGGUAAGCAUACACUUUCAUUGUCCUUCAGAACUGUUCCACACGGUCCCUUUAUCAUGUUUACCAAAUUUCAUCACUCCACGGUGCUUAUUUUUCAAAAUACAGCAUUUGAAUAACCCAGCUAGUUUUAUAAGCCUCCUGUACUUAAUUGCUUGUUUCACUGUAAAUAUACAGUAUGUAUGCAUGCUCACAGUGUUGAUAUCUAAACUGUAAAUAUAAAUCUAUAAACUGUAUUUAGCCAUAAUCUCACAUGAGAUUACGAAUUCUAACAAUAUUACAGAUAGCAUAUGUGGUCUUUCAAAGUCGGCAGACUUCCGUGUAAUCAGAGACAAUAUUUGAGUCAUGGUCUUUAAAAAAAAACAAUUCAUGGUAAUCUCUAAUCUCCUUGACAUAUGAUAUUUCCUUUUGUUAUGUCUUUUAUUUUACCCUGCUGUUCACAGUAAGCAGAGCAUCUAGAAAAACCAUGUUACUCUACAAAGCCAUUUUCUUAUCUGUGCAAAAUACAAUGAAAUUACCUGAAAUCAAAUAUGAUUUUCUAAAGCUGCACCAAUCAGAGCGCUGGGAAAUAAGAGUGACUACUUACUGUAUAAUCAGUAAGUGAGGCUUAAUGAUGACUUGUGAAUCUUUGAUUGUCCUCGGGCCAUGAGGACAAAUUGGUUUCCAUUUAAGGGGCUACAAAGGUGAAAACAAUUGAGUUUCAAGUGUAACCCUGAUCAUUUUUAAAGUGACAGGGAUGUAUUUGGCUGUCAGCAAAAACAGUUCAAAAGAUCAUGUUUGCCAGAAUACAUACAAGAUGUUCACAACCUGGGUGCAGAAGCAUAGUGUAAUGAUUGAGCGAUUUGCACCAUCUAUGGGUCUGUUCAUUUUGUUAUGGGAACAGUCUACAAUCAUCUACAUAAAAGCCUAUGGCUAUAUAUGUUUGUGUGUAUACAGUGUAUAUUCGCAGCAGUGUAAGCAGCAGGGACAGCAUGAGUGGGACAUGACAAUGAAAGGUUUGGAAACACAAGAGCAUGAAGUCAACAAAAUGAUUUGAUGGACAAGGUGCUGAUCGAUCUGAAGAUCUCAUCCAGCCAUUUCUUGAAUGGAGGGAUGGUUACGGCUUCUGCAUCUUGGGCACCUCGUUCCACACUCCCACAACCCUUUGCAUAAAGAAGUGUGUCCUGUUCUCCGUCAUAAACAUGCUUCCACCUAGUUUCCACAUGUACAGUAUGCUAUUGCUCAUGCUUCACUGCCAUCAGGUUUGUCAUUUAAGGUCUCCACUCUUUGUCUUCUAGACUGAGCUCAAUAUGUGGAAUACAAACCCAUCACUCUUAUUUUUUGGCCAGGGUGGCCUUUGGCCAAUUUAGUGUUUAGGGAUGCGUGGGAUCCCAUUGGGAUCGAGAUCUGGGAUUGGGCUGGAAGUCUGCCUUGGGCUACUCAAGCCCAACACACAUCACCUGUCAAUAUGGGCUCAAGAUGUUAGGCUGGAUGUUCCUAAUAUUUUGGCCACUGACUGUAUAGGUUAGAAUAUAUACAGUAUAUAUAUAUGUUGUACAACAGCUCUUCCUGCCUUUUUAUAAAGUGAUGUAGUUUCCAAAGACGUUUCCAAUUUCAAGGCUUGUGUCUUUGUCAAGAAGGAAGUCAGGAUGAUUUAUUGAUGAUUAGAAAGAAAUAUAUUGCAUAUGCAUUAAAUGCACUAAGGAAAAAGGACUUCUUGUGCUGUAAAUUUAACAGGUUUAUGAGAAGUGCCGGGUUUCCUUUUUUUAUUUCUCACUGAUGGGAAGCCUGCCGCUCAGUGAUAGUGUGGGUCUUAUUUAACGGAUCGCAAUCUAAUCAAGAAGAGCACUUCUGAGGACUGAUAGGGAGCAGCGAGAGGCUGGGGAGGAGCAGGAAGGGGAGAGAGAGGGGCGAAUGUGUAUCCAGACGGGAGGCGAGAGGAAAGUCGAGGUGAAGAUGUGCCAGGAAAUAAAAAUCGCUGGGAGUUUGGGAACCACCAGGAGGAGGAUCUGCAUAUCUCCCAGAGACAGAUGGAGAGGCUGACAUGUCUGUGUGCUUAUUGCGCUGAUAAAAUCUGAAGCUGAAUGCUAGCGUAGCUGCUUUGUUGGAUGUUAAUAGCCGUGCACUGCUGUGUAGACAGGCAGCAUUGUAACAUUUACUAUGUGGACACCUCCUUACGAAAAGAAAAAAAAAACUUUAUAUAUAUUCAUUUUGUUGACAAACUGGGGCUCUCUCAGGUCUUUUUUUUUUCACGUUCCCAGUAAUCAGAUACUGUACCUGCUACAGCCCCUGAGCUGCAGAACUUGCACAGCCGCAGGGCUGCCGAGAUACAGCGAGUCACGCGAGCAGAUGCAGAACCUUUUCUGAAUCAGCUGGAGAUAAGUUAGGCCCUCCGGUCUAAAAGCCAUUUUGCACGCCUUUUUUCUUUAUUCAUGUUCAAAUCUUAGUCACAUCCAAGCAGGGUUUAAGAAAGUGCCAACAGGCGUAUCACAUUUCUCUACAUGGAAUAUUCUGUUUUUCUUUGCAAUAUAAAUAAAAUUGCAGAUCACGGGGACAGGUACACUAGCAGGUGUUUGCAUCUUACAAGUGAACUGGACAUAACUCCUUUUCUUGUCACCUGAGAGUCCCCAAGCACCUCAGCAACAAGAUAGUAGCUGUUACAGAGAGGUUGAAGUUCAGCUCUGACCACUGCCUAGUCUCUAUAGGAAGAGAAGGGGCUUUUGAGAUUGAAUUACUCUUUCAGUGGUUAUAGUCCAUGAUAGCAUAAAGUAUCGCAAAACAAGACUGGCUCCUUCUAUUACUGUGUUAUUGCCGGCACCUGCAAUUUGGUUGAAAAGCACAAUAGAACAUCUGACUACUGUAUCCACCUCUGCCUGUCACAGAGCAGAUGAAAAGGACUCUAUAGAACCUGAUACCUAGAUGUACUUGUACAACUCCAGCCUCCUCUGAAAAAAGGCACUUUGGCACGAUCAAAAAAUGGCUGCUUUGCUUAUUUUAAUGGAGGUUGCUAAUUGCUUUAUGACUUUAUGAAUGCUGUUGGUUGUGAGACAGCAGGAAUAUUUUUAUAUCAGCAAACAUGACUGUAUCCUGGUGAUCAGAUUCAGAAAGGAAAGAAAUGUAUCCCUUCUUUGUGACAAAAGUAAAAAAACACAAUUAUGUUUACAUUGACCACAUAGAUUAGAUUUUAUUUUACCACUAUCUUAUGUAUCCAGAUAAUACAGCUUGCUUUCUGCACUGUAUCACUGCAAAUCGCCUAACCACUAACAACUCAAUAAAAAAACACCCUGAUUGACAUCCUAA